This is a messenger RNA of Pyrenophora tritici-repentis Pt-1C-BFP, 207 nucleotides long. Lineage: Eukaryota; Fungi; Ascomycota; Dothideomycetes; Pleosporales; Pleosporaceae. The record is from RefSeq and is a predicted model, not a curated record.
AUGAGUACCGACGCCGCCUUGGGUUUCGAUUCGUUCCGCUCGCUACUGUCGGCGAGGGCUGCAGCGUUAUUCGACCCCUGGUGGUCAAGCAUUCUCUGCAAUAGGCGGGGCGGUGGUGCCAAUGGCGAGUCGAAGCUGGCCAUGGUGCUCAAGACCGAACUCCCAAAGGGCCCCCCAACAGCGCGAACGGAGCACGUCGUUAUCUGA